Messenger RNA from Anoplophora glabripennis (Asian longhorned beetle), 647 nucleotides. It is a transcript of the gene COX5A, whose product is annotated as cytochrome c oxidase subunit 5A, mitochondrial. Gene Ontology annotation, cellular component: mitochondrial inner membrane. The coding region runs from base 113 to 568 and encodes 151 amino acids. The transcript has 2 exons. Gene Ontology annotation, biological process: mitochondrial electron transport, cytochrome c to oxygen. The record is from RefSeq and is a predicted model, not a curated record. Lineage: Eukaryota; Metazoa; Arthropoda; Insecta; Coleoptera; Cerambycidae.
UUCUUUUUACUCCGCCCAGAUAAGUUUUGAGGUUAAGGGAAAUUUACGUAACUCAUUUUCCACUUUAGAAAAGCUAAAUUUGUGGUGAAUUUUAAAUUUAAAAUCCAUAAAAAUGUUUAGAACAACUGCAAUUCGAGCUCAAUCUAUCUUCAGAUCAGCUUUAACAGUAACCAAACCAAAUGUGGUAUCUUCAAGGUUCAUGUCAAAAGAAAGUACGGAAACUGACGAACAGUUCGAUUCUCGUUAUGAAAACUAUUUCAACCGAAAGGAUAUCGACGGAUGGGAAAUUAGACAGGGAAUUAACGACCUUUGUGGUCACGAUAUGGUCCCAGAGCCAAAAAUUCUUAUCGCUGCCCUUAAAGCUUGCCGCAGGGUAAACGAUUUUGCAUUGGCUGUGAGGAUUCUCGAAGCCGUAAAGGAUAAGUGCGGCAACAAAGUUGGAGAAAUCUACCCAUACAUCAUUCAAGAAAUCAGACCAACUCUCACCGAACUUGGAAUUAGCACUCCAGAAGAGCUUGGGUUCGAUAAGCCGGAAUUGGCCCUUCAAUCCGUUUUUGACAUGCAUUAAUUGCACAUGGUAUUAGUAAAUUAUUGUCGAUAUCCAUAGUUUAAACUUUGUAAAAUAAACGGUUACAACAUUUACCUUU